Molecule: messenger RNA, 732 nt
Organism: Lichtheimia ornata
Lineage: Eukaryota; Fungi; Mucoromycota; Mucoromycetes; Mucorales; Lichtheimiaceae
Exons: 5
Coding region: 1-732 (243 amino acids)
Source: RefSeq, a predicted model, not a curated record
AUGAUCCAGAUAAAUGAGAGCAAGACCAAGAAAGCUUUUCGAUCCCUCUUCAACCACGAGAAACGGAAAAGUAGCGAUCAAGUCAACACUGUAUGGCUCAUGAUCGCCACCAACGAUCCUGUCAACGUUAUAAAGAGUGCUCCUCGUGCCAUACCAUUGAAGCAUUCUCUGCAGACGCCUGGUUCACUACGUUGCUUAUUCACAAAGGAUCCGCAAGAUACCUUUAAGAAUCUUCUCAUAUCCAAGAAUAUCAAAGGUGUACAUCAAGUGAUUGGUAUCUCCAAGCUUAGGAAGCGUUAUGGAUCCCGUGACAAGAUGGCAGCAUUGUUCUCCGAAUAUGACACAUUCCUCACUGAUCGACGGAUCACGCACUUGUUACCCAACGUGCUUGGUAAAGAGUUUUAUAAGAAACGAAAGGAACCCAUGAUGGUGGAUUUUAGAGCACCUGAUCUUCAAAAGGAAAUUAUACGAGCAUUAAAAUCAUCCUACAUGCAUUUCAAUCAUGGAUCAUACUAUGGCAUCAAGAUUGCAACAACAGCACUGAAUGAAUCACAAGCUUUCGAUAACCUGAUGACUGGUUUGCCAGAGAUCAUCAAGGGAGUUCCUGGAGGUCUUGACAAUAUCCGAUCUUUACAAAUCAAGACUGCAGAAUCUAUCAGCUUUACCAUUUAUGAGAACAGCAAUCAGCAAGAUGGAGAAGAAGAGGAUGAGGAAGAGGAUGAAGAAUAUUAG